This is a messenger RNA of Rubroshorea leprosula, 2081 nucleotides long. Lineage: Eukaryota; Viridiplantae; Streptophyta; Magnoliopsida; Malvales; Dipterocarpaceae. The record is from the annotation of a GenBank genome assembly.
AGUUGAGGAGUGCUAGGGGCACUCGCCUUCUGCACUCUCCGGCCGACACUGUCGCUUUUAUUGGGCCACGUUAUUUUGAUCGGUUUUAAGGCAAUUCUAUGAUUGGUGGGAGCCGGCUAGCUGGUAGCAAUGGAUUCUGUGGAUACUCGCGAUGGGGAGACACCUCUGAUUGUGGAUAAUUUGCAGAGUCCAACCCCAAAGAACCACACGAGAGAUAUUCAUAUCUUAAGCGCUGCGUUUUUGCUGAUCUUUCUUGCCUAUGGAGCCGCACAGAAUUUGGAGACUAGUGUCAAUGCUGCAGGAGAUUUGGGUACAAUAUCACGUGGGAUUUUGUAUGUCUCUUUCAUGUUUUUCUCUUUAGUGGCAUCUUUAGUGGUUGUGCUCUGGCAUUCAAAGAAUGCUCUGGUUCUGGGGACAAGUGGUUAUUGGUUGUUCAUACUAGCAAAUUUGAAGCCAUCAUGUCAUGGAAGAGAUUACAACUCUCAUGAAGGAACAGUAAUCGGCAAAUUCAAUGGAGUAUUUAGGGAAACCUUUGCCCUUCACCAGUUUGUUGGAAACCUUAUGCCACUUGCACUGCUGAAAGAUGGAGACGAUGGGAGUACCAGAGGAACAACUCUGCUCUUUGUCGUGUUUCUUUGUCAUAUGACACUGGGCACUAUCCUUAUGUGCUUCUUAGGCAAAACUGACAGCAAAGAAGAAAAGGGACCAGCUGAUUCUUCUUAUUACAGCAAGCUUUUGAAUGGGCUGAUUUUACCGUAUGUUGUGAACCCAGCCCUUGGAGAGUCAGGUGUUGGUGGUGCAAUGGCAGCGUAUGGGGCUUUUGAUGAGAUGUGUUCACUGGUGGCUGGUCGACUAACCUCUGGUCUCACAUCAAUUACUUUCACAGUUUGUGGCGGUCUUCUCGGUCAGGCUGUGAUAUUUAUCUGCCUUCUGCUAAACUCCAGUGGAGUACUUGACACUGUAUACCUGCUUCUCAUGGCAGCUCUUCUGGGUGUUGGUGAUGGAGUAUUGAAUACACAGCUGAGUGCUUUGCUGGCACUACUGUUUAAGCGUGAUACGGAAGGAGCAUUUGCCCAGUUCAAGGCUACCAUUGCAGUCAUAUUCUUCCUGAGCCCAUACAUCUCGAUGCAGGCAAUGGUGGCAAUCAUUCUUGCCGGACUCUGCUUAAACCUGGCCGAUGAUCGUGGCCGGAAGCCAGUAAUCGUUAAUCUCUUAUCAAACGCGUGUAUCAAAACCAGCCGGUCGAGUCGUAGAGUCGCUCUGCGGUUCAACCAAAAAAGCUCGCCUUCAUCUUCUCCACCAACUAAACCCCCUAAAAAGAUUGUAGCUGGCUCGAUAGUAGUUGAAAUUAGGUCCCCUUCUCUACCCUCUCCUCCUCCUCUUACAAAAACCCCUCCGCCAUCCUCCCUAACAAAUCCUAAUCUUAAUUUAAUUCUUCAAGAUAUGCCUUUCUCUUGCUUCGCUUCUCUGUUCCACAAGCUCUCCUCGCGGUGGCCGCUGCUGCCCUACGCCGCCACCUGGACGGUUCUCUUGACGGUAACAGUUGCGGUGGCCUCGUUCUCGCCGGAGGUUGCGUUUGUGUCGGCGAUAUCGCCGUCUUCGUCUUUCUCUCGACAGUGCCGGAAGGAGGGAUCUAUUAGGGUUCCGUUAGACUUGCCGGGAGAGAUCCUGUGCUUUCCGGUUCACCUGUUCGCGAGGUCAAAGUUUGACGUGAUUGUGCCUCCUGUAUUUGCGGCGGUAGUCGUGGCAGGAUCCGUAUGGGUGGUCCGGGCCUUCGUCUAGUGACAGCUCGAUUAGGCCCGUUUUGUCAGCCCAAUUACAGGAAACAAGCAACAAUCAAAUGGAAUGGAAACUUGAGAGAAAACAGCUGGAGAUUACUCCCUAGAGCAGGGGAACUUGCUUUUAGCAUAUAAAUGUGUAUAUGUAAAUCUAGAAGGCAGCUGAAUUCAAGACUUUGAAGCAGAGCUAAUCAAGUGGAUGGUGGCACUUGUGAGUAAUCUCGUUGCAGUUUAGAAACUACUUCCCUGUUACUCCUUUUAAGCUUAGGUGGAGUGCCACAUGGCGCCCAUGUGAUAUAAUUC